This is a messenger RNA of Galleria mellonella (greater wax moth), 3324 nucleotides long. It is a transcript of the gene NGR-A11, whose product is annotated as prolactin-releasing peptide receptor-like. Gene Ontology annotation, biological process: G protein-coupled receptor signaling pathway. The transcript has 3 exons. The coding region runs from base 418 to 1818 and encodes 466 amino acids. Lineage: Eukaryota; Metazoa; Arthropoda; Insecta; Lepidoptera; Pyralidae. The record is from RefSeq and is a predicted model, not a curated record. Gene Ontology annotation, molecular function: neuropeptide binding; neuropeptide Y receptor activity. Gene Ontology annotation, cellular component: neuron projection; plasma membrane.
GGAGCGAUCAGUCUGUAUACAGCUAGCGUUCCAUACGCACGGUGGUUUCGUUACAGUUGCUCCACUACGAUAAAGUACAAACUUGGCUGAACAACUAGUUGUUCCUUUGCCAAUCUUUACAACCUAUUGUUUACAAAUAAAAUCUGUCGAAGUUUUAGAACUGGCCAGUAACAGUUUUAUUUGAAAACAGAACACGAACUAUUUAAGAGGAAUAUUGUUACGAAAACUUUUAAGUGUUUUAUUCUAAAUCUAAAAUAGUUUAAAAAGUUAUAGAUUUAAUUAUUAGACUAAUUUAUUGUUAUUAAAAAUAAAACUCAUUGAACGUGCUGCAGUGUCGUUUAAAAGAAAAGUUCUGCAAUAAAAAGAUGGACUGGCAAUCAACCACAAGCAUCGAGAAGAUAUUGUGGCGAAGUUAACAUGACAUCAACACACAACGCCAGCGGGCAUAAUGACGUGCCGUCCGCAAUGGCUGACAAAUUUGAACCGUCUACGAUGGGGUACAACGGAUCACAUAUGGGCAGGGGAGUCAUCCAGAUCCUUACGAAAACACUCGCUGGAGAAAGCAUGGAUGUUAUUGAUGAACCCAAGAAUAAAACAACAGAUAUCAUAGACGUCGAUAUUGUACAAGUAGCUUUUUGCAUUCUUUAUACGUUGAUUUUCGUUUUGGGAGUUUUCGGAAAUGUUUUAGUUUGCUACGUCGUUUUUAGAAACCGAGCAAUGCAGACAGUGACAAAUCUUUUCAUAACAAACUUGGCAUUAUCAGAUAUAUUACUAUGUCUCUUUGCAGUACCACUUACACCUAUGUACACUUUUAUAGGACGAUGGGUGUUUGGAAGGCUUCUUUGCCAUCUCAUGCCGUACGCUCAAGGGACCAGUGUCUACAUAUCUACUUUGACUCUCACUUCUAUAGCGAUAGACCGGUUCUUUGUAAUUAUUUAUCCUUUCCACCCAAGAAUGAAGCUAAAUACUUGCAUCUUUAUUAUAGUUUUCAUUUGGGUAUUUUCUUUGGUAGUGACAUGUCCAUACGGUCUCUUCAUGGGCCUGCUAAUUACAAGAAACAAAACUUAUUGCGAGGAAAGCUGGCCUUCAGAUAGGUCGAGGAGGAUUUUCGGAGUUUUUACCACUGUACUGCAAUUUUUAAUACCAUUUUUAGUUAUAGCUGUAUGUUACACUUGUGUUAGUAUAAGACUGAAUGACCGCGCUAGGUCAAAACCAGGUGCUAAAAAUACCAGAAGAGAGGAAGCUGAUAGAGACAGAAAGAAAAGAACAAAUAGAAUGCUCAUAUCUAUGGUAGCCAUAUUUGGGAUUUCGUGGUUACCCCUUAAUUUGAUAAACAUAUUCAACGAUUUCUAUGCACAAAUGACUGAGUGGAAUUACUACUAUGUGUCAUUUUUCCUCGCCCAUUCAAUGGCAAUGGCAUCAACAUGCUACAACCCAUUUCUUUAUGCAUGGCUGAAUGAAAACUUUAGGAAAGAAUUUAAACAAGUUCUACCCUUUUUCGAAUCAACAGGAGGCGUCAGAAAUAGUUACCAUUCCGGGAGAAUGCCAACGCAUAAAGCUGACAAAAUAUGCAAUGGUAACGAGACAAUUCAGGAAACGCUAUUAGCUUCCUCAUUUAAUAGGCCACCUUCCAUAAAACAGAGAAUGUUAGAGGGAAACGGCAGAAAAGACAAUGGUGUGGAAGUCGAGAGUAUAUUACUUGAGGAGAAAACAAUCUCAGCCACGUUUCACACUAAAAGUGAGAAUAUUAAUCUGCAAUUAAUAGACGAAGAGUCACAGCUUAGUGAGCCGAAGGACCCUAAAUCGCCUGUUAUAUAAUUAAGCAACACCGAUUACACAACGAGUUUGAAACGACAAAAUAAUUUUUAAUAAUCAUCUUGGUAAUGAAUAAAAAUUAUGAAUGUGACAUAUUUUAUACUUCAAUAAUACCUACAUUGAUAUGAAUGUGUGUUAUGUAAUUUUAUUUGCUUGCUGUGAUCAUUUUUGGUACUUAAUAAUAAAAUAUUGUAUUUUAAUUGUAAAAUUAAAACUUAGUAUAUAAUAUAUUAUCAUGUUGAAUAAGUAUGUAAAUAUUUAUGUCUAUUAUUUAGAUUUAAUUUUCAAUGUUAGUUCAUAAAUUAUAAUACAUAGAAGCUAUACAAAUAAUUAUAUUUAGUAUAUGAAAAAAUAAACAAAUAUACUUUAAAUUGUGCAAGUAUCCAAAGGCCUACGUUAAGAUUUCAUUUUGUUGUAGAUAAUUUUUUUAGAAAAUAAAAUGUUAGUGACUAAGUUUAUAAAGCUUUGUAGAUUUUGAUUGGUGUUUUUCACAAUAAACUUAUGAGCCCUAUUUCAAACUUAUAAUCUGAAUAAGUUUUCGCCAGUUUAUGAAUUAAAAUUGUAUAUAAUUAUUAUAUUAGAAUAUAAAUUAUUAUAUAUUUAUAUUAAUUAUUUUUUUUAAUGGCGAAAAUCAUAUUCCCUAUUGAACGUAGCUAACGAAGCGGAUUAAUUUGUUGUUUCAAAUUAUUUCUUUUUUUUUAUUGAGAAAAACUUGAUAGUUAUACAAAGGCCUCAUAAUUAGAUUUAAAUAAUCAAGGAUAUGAAUUCUAUCAUUAUUUGUAAUAUAUCCACAAAAAAAAUUAUUAAUUUGUAUAAUAUUUUCUCCAUGAAAAAAAAAAUCUAAAUUUUUUGUGUUAAAAAACGAUACAUUUUUCUCAAAGAAUGAAUAAGAAAUUCUAUUUGUUAACAUAUAAAUUAUUAUUUUUGAACAUUAGCUUAAUUACAUUAUAAUUAUCUAUAUUAAUAUUAUAAAGAGAAAAGAUCUGAUUGUUUGUUUGUAAUAGAUAAACUCAAAAACUACUCAACCGAUUUUAAUAAUUCUUUUACCUACAGAAAAACGCAUUAUCAACAAAUAACAUAACCUAUAUAUUAUUUUCGAAUAUUCUAUCUACCCGAGCAAAGCCGAGUAGGGUCGUUAGUGUUUUAUAUUUCACUUAAAUUACUGGGAAAAUAAUUUUCUGUAGAAGUUAGUUUCUAAUUUUUGCCAGACGCUACGUUUUAUAGGUAAGUAUUAAAGUUUGAAAUUUUGAGUUUAUUAAAAAACACAAAUCAAAUUUUAAAAUAUAAUAUAUAAAUAUAUUUUAUGUAAAUAUUUAAUUUUAAAAGAGUUUAGGAAAAGAAAGUAAAUUAUUACAAAUUGUAAAUAAUUCGUCAAUGUAAUUAUAUAACAAAUCGCUUUCACUUAAAAAUUUUAAUAGUUUAUAUUAGCAUACAUACUAGCAUUACGUUAGUAGGAUAAAUGUUUGCUGUUGGAAUUAUAAUAUUGUGGAAAAUAAAUGAGGCUGGUUU